ACCGGGGAGAGCUGUCCGUGCCGCGCUGGUUCUGAACGCCAACAAGAUGGCUGAACGCUGGGGAGUGGAGAGCUGUGAGAGGAAGAACUGAUUUUCAAAACGGACGCCCCCCUUUUUAUAUUUAAGAGAGGACCUCGACACCGGAGCUCACAGUCAAAAGUGUGAAGAAAUCCCACUCAUGUGUUGCGUCACGACGCCUGUGAGGCCGCGGAGCUGUUAGCGGAGUGGUCCAUCUCGCAGCUUCCUUCCAUCGCCAGGCAAGGCUGUGGUUGUCCACCCAAAGGAAAGUAGUGAAGAGACCGGAGAUUGAACUAAAGGAGCCACCGAGAGAUGUCAUUGCUGUGUGUUGGAGUGAAAAAAGCUAAGCUUGAUGGACCCCAAGAAAAAUUCAACACUUACGUGACGCUGAAGGUGCAGAAUGUUAAGAGCACGACCAUCGCCGUGCGCGGCAGUCAGCCGUGCUGGGAGCAGGACUUUAUGUUUGAGAUAAACCGGCUGGACCUGGGCCUGACAGUGGAGGUGUGGAACAAAGGGCUGAUUUGGGACACCAUGGUGGGCACUUUGUGGAUUCCCCUGAGUAGCAUACGGCAGUCCAAUGAGGAGGGUCCAGGUCAGUGGUUGACCCUGGACUCCAACGUGAUCAUGGCUGAGAAUGAGAUCUGUGGCACAAAAGACCCGACCUUUCACAGACUACUGCUGGACACCCGCUUCGAACUGCCAUUAGACAUUCCAGAAGACGAGGCCAGAUACUGGGCCAAGAAGCUUGAGCAACUCAAUGCUAUGAGAGACCAAGAUUAUGCCUACCAAGAGGAGCAAGAGAGACCGCUCCAUGCGCCGUCCACACAAUGCUGUAAUUGGAGUCUGUGGGGAGAUCAGCAGAAUGAUGACCCGGACAGCGCCGUGGAUGACAGGGACAGCGACUACCGCAGCGAGACCAGUAACAGCAUGCCGCCCCCUUUUUACACCACCUCUCAGCCCAACGCAUCCAUGCAUCAGUACCCCAUCAGGCAGCACCACUACAGACACUCGUACAAUGACGACAUCCACGAUAUGGACUAUGAGCACAGAGACAUGAGACGCUAUGAUAGUUUAGACUCGGCCACCAACGGGCGCAGCGAUAUCGACUCAGGCUCAGGGUCAAGCCGGCGCACCAGUCGUCAGUAUUCUCUAGACAGUAGGCAUUCACUGUCCGAUAGUCCCACAGACAGUCGCUACGCCUCGUCGGGCGAGCUGAGCCUAGGCAGCUCCCAGCUCAGUGAAGAGUUCAUCCCAGAGGACGGCGAGAGCUUGCGAGGCUCUGAGUUCUAUGAUGAAAAUGACUCUUACCACUCUUGCCACUCCUCAAUUAGUUACGGCAAGGAGGACUUCCCAGGCUGGGAUGGGGAGGACCAGCAGGGUGUGUACAGCGAUGAGGGAAGCUACGUGAAAGACGGCGGCGAGGACAGGGCGCUUUAUGAUGACGAGGAAGGUGAGAUGUAUGAGGAGGAAGGGGAGUACAACUACGAAGAUGAGGAGGAGAUGCCGUAUGAGGUAGAUGAGGAAACGUACCCAGUGGAUGGUGCUCUCACUGAGGGGCAGGAGACACCUUAUACCGCAGUGAGCACCGCUACCACCCUCCUACCACCGUCUGAUAGCGUGUCCUCCAGCAGGCCUCCGUUGGAAAAGCAGACAUCUUUGCAUCAGCAGCAGCAGCUGCCUUUCGAUCAGCUCCAACCCUCAAGCACCGCUCCUCCUAUACACCCUCCCCUCAAGCAAGAUGAUAGCUUUUCCCCUCUCACCUCAGAAUCAGCUCCUUUUGCACCCGCACCGCAAGACUUCCUCACCACCACCACCACCACCACCACCACCAUCAACAGCACGUCCACCAUGACAACAAUAUCACAAAUUGCAGGAGCUGAUGUCACUUCCCAAGAGUCUGAGCCAAAGUCUGAGCUGCCCCUGGUGGAACCCCCACCGGUGGAGCAAGAAAUGGCUGAGGAGAGCGCCCCACCGGCUGCUGAGGAAAAGUCAGAGGAGCCUCCUGUCCCCAGUUUCCCAAAGCGGGAAAUCAUGGAACCCGGUCCUGCAAGAGCCAAAGCCAACUGGCUUCGAUUGUUCAGCAGAGUACGGCUACAGUUGCAAGAGGCCCGAGGAGAGAGUGUCGGCAUUGCUUCUCUGCUUUUAUCAGCGGGGAUGGGCGGCGCUCUUUAUAGCAUUGACAGUAUGCCAGACCUCAGGAAGAGGAAAGCGAUGCCUCUGGUCAGAGAUCUGUCAUUAGUCCAGAACUCCAGGAAGGCUGGCAUCACCUCAGCCCUAACAUCCAGCACACUGCAUAAUGAAGAACUGAAGAGUCACGUCUAUAAGAAGACCCUCCAGGCUCUCAUAUAUCCGAUCUCCUGCACGACUCCGCACAAUUUUGAGGUGUGGACAGCCACCACCCCCACGUACUGCUAUGAGUGCGAGGGUCUGCUGUGGGGCAUCGCUCGCCAGGGCAUGCGCUGCACAGAGUGCGGGGUCAAAUGUCACGAGAAGUGCCAAGAUCUGCUUAAUGCCGACUGUCUGCAAAGAGCCGCAGAGAAGAGCUCCAAACACGGCGCUGAGGACCGAACUCAGAACAUAAUCAUGGUCCUCAAAGACCGCAUGAAGAUCCGCGAGAGGAACAAACCUGAGAUCUUUGAGCUCAUUCAGGAGGUUUUCUCUGUCCCCAAGGCCACCCACGGCACACAGAUGAAGCAGAUCAAACAGAGCGUGCUCGACGGCACCUCCAAAUGGUCGGCUAAGAUCAGCAUCACAGUGUUAUGUGCACAAGGUUUACAAGCCAAGGAUAAAACUGGAUCCAGUGAUCCUUAUGUCACCGUUCAGGUUGGAAAGACCAAAAAGAGGACCAAAACCAUCUAUGGCAACCUCAAUCCCGUUUGGGAGGAGACAUUCAAUUUCGAAUGCCACAACUCCUCUGACCGGAUCAAGGUGCGAGUUUGGGAUGAGGACGACGACAUCAAGUCCCGCGUGAAGCAGAAAUUCAAGCGGGAGUCUGAUGACUUCUUGGGCCAAACCAUCAUUGAGGUCCGCACUCUGAGUGGAGAGAUGGACGUGUGGUACAACCUGGACAAGCGCACGGACAAAUCAGCCGUGUCAGGGGCCAUCAGGAUGCACAUCAAUGUAGAGAUUAAGGGCGAAGAGACGGUUGCGCCAUACCACGUUCAAUAUACCUGUUUGCAUGAAAACCUCUUCCACUUUGUGACAGACAUCCAGAACAACGGUGUGGUGAAGAUCCCCGAUGCUAAAGGGGAUGAUGCGUGGAAAGUAUACUAUGAAGAGACACCUCAGGAGAUCGUUGAUGAGUUUGCAAUGCGUUAUGGAGUGGAGUCUAUCUACCAGGCCAUGACUCACUUUGCCUGCUUGUCAUCUAAGUACAUGUGCCCGGGCGUGCCUGCUGUCAUGAGCACCCUGCUGGCUAACAUCAACGCCUACUACGCUCACACCACCCAGGCUACUAACAACGUCUCUGCCUCAGACCGCUUUGCUGCAUCCAACUUUGGGAAAGAACGAUUUGUCAAGCUGCUUGAUCAGCUCCACAACUCCCUGAGGAUCGACCUCUCCAUGUACCGAAACAACUUCCCAGCCAGCAGCCCUGAACGACUGCAGGACCUAAAGUCCACGGUGGACCUACUUACCAGUAUUACCUUCUUUAGGAUGAAGGUCCAAGAGCUCCAGUCUCCUCCCAGAGCGAGCCAGGUGGUGAAGGAUUGCGUGAAAGCCUGUCUCAACUCCACUUAUGAGUACAUCUUUAACAACUGCCAUGAGCUCUACAGCCGCGAGUAUCAGACAGACCCAGCUAAGCAGGGUACAGUCCCUCCAGAAGAGCAGGGACCCAGCAUCAAGAACCUGGACUUCUGGUCCAAACUCAUCACCCUUAUUGUCUCCAUUAUUGAGGAAGACAAGAACUCCUACACUCCCUGUCUGAACCAGUUCCCCCAGGAACUCAAUGUGGGUAAAAUCAGUGCUGAAGUGAUGUGGAAUCUGUUUGCCCAGGAUAUGAAAUAUGCUAUGGAAGAGCAUGAGAAAAAUCGCUUGUGCAAGAGUGCCGAUUACAUGAACCUGCACUUCAAGGUCAAGUGGCUUUACAACGAGUACUGCAAAGACCUGCCUUUCUUCAAGAGCAGAGUGCCUGAAUAUCCUGCGUGGUUUGAGCCUUUUGUGAUCCAGUGGCUGGAUGAAAACGAGGAAGUAUCUCGGGACUUUCUGCACGGUGCUUUGGAGAGAGACAAGAAAGAUGGGUUCCAGGUCACAUCAGAGCAUGCCCUCUUCUCAUGUUCCGUGGUGGACGUGUUUUCCCAGCUCAAUCAGAGCUUUGAAAUCAUCAGGAAACUAGAGUGUCCGGAUCCACAGAUUGUUGGACACUAUAUGAAACGAUUUGCAAAGACCAUCAGCAACGUGCUCCUGUCGUAUGCUGACAUCAUCUCCAAGUUGUUUGCCAACUAUGUCACGAUGGAGAAAGUGCCCUGCAUCCUUAUCAACAACAUCCAACAGUUGAGGGUUCAGCUAGAGAAGAUGUUUGAGGCCAUGGGGGGAAAGGAUCUGUGCGUGGAGGCCAGCGAUAUCCUGAAGGACUUGCAGGUUAAACUUAACAACGUUAUGGAUGACCUUAGUAGGGUCUUCUCAGUCAGUUUCCAGCCUCAUAUUGAGGAGAAUGUGAAGCAGAUGGGCGAUAUCUUAGCUCAGGUGAAAGGAACGUCAAAUGUAGGAAAUGCCAGCAGUGUUGCCCAGGAUGCUGACAACGUCCUGCAGCCCAUCAUGGAAUUCCUGGACAGCAACCUGACUCUGUUUGCAAAGAUCUGUGAGAAGACGGUGCUGAAGCGUGUACUGAAGGAGUUGUGGAAGCUGGUCAUGAAUACCAUGGAGAAGACGAUCGUUCUUCCGCCACUUACAGAUCAAACGGGCACUCAGCUCAUCUUUAACGCUGCCAAAGAGCUGGGUCAGCUAUCCAAACUGAAGGAGCACAUGGUUCGUGAGGAGGCCAAAGCACUCACACCCAAGCAGUGUGCCGUCAUUGAACUGGCACUGGACACCAUCAAGCAAUAUUUCCAUGCCGGUGGUGUCGGUCUAAAGAAGACUUUCCUGGAGAAAAGUCCUGAUCUGCAGUCCCUCCAUUAUGCCCUGUCCCUCUACACACAGGCCACAGAUAAACUUAUUAAGACCUUUGUCCAGUCACAGAAUGCACAAGUGUUUGGCGGCAAGGGGGUGAGGUUCACCACUAGUGAGGAUGUUUACCCAGACAAGGGCUCUGGGGUGGACGAUGCUGUGGGUGAAGUGUCAAUCCAUGUGGAGAUCUUCACUCACCCCAACACUGGGGAGCACAAGGUCACCGUGAAAGUGGUCGCUGCCAACGACCUGAGGUGGCAGACGCAGGGAAUAUUCCGGCCGUUUGUGGAAGUUUUCAUCAUCGGCCCUCAUCUCAGCGACAAGAAGAGGAAGUAUGCCACCAAGUCGAAGAACAACAGCUGGGCGCCGAAAUACAACGAAACCUUCACUUUCACUCUGAGCAGCGAGGUGGGCCCCGAGUGCUAUGAGCUUCAGGUGUGCGUCAAGGACUACUGCUUCGCCCGCGAGGACCGCACGGUGGGCAUGGCUGUGCUCCAGCUGAAGGAGGUGGCCUCCAAAGGCAGCGUGGCCUGCUGGCUGCCACUGGGCAAGCGUAUCCACAUGGACGAGACGGGUCUGACCGUGCUGCGCAUCCUGUCGCAGCGCAACAACGACGACGUGGCCAAGGAGUUUGUCAAGCUCAAGUCAGACCAGCGCUCCGCCGAGGAGGGCCGCAGCUAAGUGGAUUUCUGACAGAUGGGACCACAGCCACCUGGCAUUCCGGUGCUGUAAAUACAUUCAUUCCAAUGGGAGCCACGUGCGUUCAUCAUUAUGGAAUAAUAACAUUGGGUCUAUAUCACUCGUGCCGUUACACGUGUCUCAUUCGGCUGCACAGGGUGUCGCAUACAGUAUCUUGUAGCCAUGUUUGUCCCCACUUCCCCCUUCUUUCUGAGGAAGCGCCUUCAGAGAGUCGGAACAGAGGACACUGCCUGACACCCUCAAUGCCUUCUGUCUCCUUCACCCUCGUCUAUGUGAUGGCAAACACAGUGUGUAUGAGUGUGUGUGUUCUGCUCUGCUUUAUGGAGGAGCAUUACAGCCAUGCUGACAAGAACAAAUAAUAUCAUUAUGUUAUGUUAUAUUACGUCACAACAAAGAAGUAUAUUUUUCAGAAUGAAAUUGCAACAUUAUAAGAACAAAAUGUAAUUAUUGAGGAAAAAAAGUAGUUCAUUGAUCAAAAAAGUGUUACAAGAUGUUUGGAAUGUUACCGUUGCUUGAAAGAAAUGAUGGAAAUGAUAAGUUUUUUGAGAAGUAUCAAAGUAUCAAACUAAUAAUAUAUUAAUAUAAGAAAUAUAUUAUGAGAGAAAGUUCUAAUGAUAUGAGAGGAAGAAAGAAGAAGUCAGAAAUAGUCUAAGAAUAAGACGACAUUUAUAUUGCAAGAAAAAAGUAAUGACAUAAAAAAGUUACGAGAAAUUAUACAUCAUUUUUCCACAAAGUCUAAUUCUUGUAAGAAAGAAAAUCUCAAUUAUUAAUCAAAUGUUUAGACAAUAACAAUCCUAACAUAACAAGAAAAAUCAGUACAUAUGUUACGAGAAAAUAACCCUAAAAGUUGUAGUGUUACACACAACUUUUUGGAAAAAAAAGAGCGAAAAAAAAUCCCAAAUUCUUGAGAACAAAGUCACAGUCACAGGAAAAUAUAUUAAAAUUUUGAGAAAAAGUUAUCACUUUAUAUAUAUCGUGCAAAAUAGGCCUAAUGUUUGGCAAAAAAAACUUGAACUGAAAUGAAUUGAAGUAAUAUUAUCGUUAAACAAAAACAUACGAUUGUACAGUAGUAGUAUCACGUGGAACAAGUUGUAACUUUUCGAGAAAGAAGUUUUCAGUUGAAUAUUUCAAUAUAACAUGGUAACAAUAUAAAAUAAUUAUAAAAUUUCAUUUUUAAAAAAUGUUCUGAAACUGCAAGUUUUUUUCCCUUGUCCUAAGAUUAUUUUACUCCUUAAUAUCUUAAAGCCAUUUUCCUUCCUGUUUUGUCCCUUUCUUUCUGAGGAAGCACUUUUGGAUAGUUGCUAGUAUAUACCCAAGCACAAUGGCGAGGUUAAAGGACACAGACAUUCCAAGCAAAUGAAAGCACCGUUUAAUUCCGGUGGAAGCUUUCAUGAUAUUUCUAGUGAAAUGUAGUCAUUAGUCAUACUGUACGUGACCUUAUAUAGCGUAUCAUUCAGGAGUGUUACUUGAUUCUGGAACAGAGCACACUGCCUGACACCGUCAAUGCCUUCUGUCUCCUCACCAUUGUCCUCAUGAUGACAAACUGUGUAUAUGUGUGUGUGCGUGUUUGUGUGAGAGAGAUCAUUUAUUUUUGUGUCAUACUUUGGCUAAUCUGACUUUGUUACUGUAAACAUUCCAGAUUGAGAAAUUCCCUGACGCACUAACACGUCUAUGUGGGUAAUGCCAUCAAAGCACAAUUAGCAGUAAACCAGAAGGGAAAGUGCGACCUCUGCUAAAAGGGCUGGUUAACAAAUGGAGGACUCUGAUUGGUACAAGGAGUGUACAACGUCAUAUCUUCAUGCAUUCUGAUGAUAAUCUGUGAUUAUUUUAAAGGUAUAGUAGACAGUGGAGCCUCCAAAGUCCAAUUCCCCAUAAAAAGACACCGUGAGGGAAAUAAUCAGUUCCAGCAUCAAACUGUCACCUUUAUUAAUUCUACAAGCAAUCUUUAAAGUAACAUAUUAGCACUUAAGAAAACAAUCAUGUAAAAUUCAUCUUUUAUAUUAUUAAAUAUAUAUAUAUUAAUAUAUAAUAAAUAUAUUAUGAAAUAUAUAAUGUAACGGGGGCGGUCGAGUGGUUAGCGCAGAGACCUCACAGCUAGGAGGACCAGGGUUCGAUUCCACCCUCGGCCAUCUCUGUGUGGAGUGCAUGCGUGGGUUUUCUCCGGGUACUCCGGAUUCCUCCCACAUUCCAAAAACAUGCUAGGUUAAUUGGUGACUCCAAAUUGUCCAUAGGUUUGAAUGUGAGUGUGAAUGGUUGUUUGUCUAUAUGUGCCUUGUGAUUGGCUGGCGACCAGUCCAGGGUGUACCCCGCCUCUCGCCCAAAGACAGCUGGGAUAGGCUCCAGCACCCCCCCUCCGACCCUCGGUCGGAAAAAGCGGAAGAAAAUGAAUGAAUGACUAAUGUAACGGUAAACACAACAAAGGAGCUUAGCCAUGUGGCAUUCAGCACCCAGGACAGAGACGCGUCCUGCAGACGCUCACUUUGGGGGUUCCACUGUCCUGGAAUCCAGGAGUGUACAGUACUGACCUGAAUUCCGUGUCAAAUCAACCAUUCUGACCAUAAAGUCAUCACUGGAAGAAAUUAUGUGUAUGAAUAUACUGUAAGGUCACAGGGUGUUUUUUUUUUGUUCUUGUUGUUGUCAUUCUAUUUUUGGCCUUCCUUCUUCAAGUGUUAGAUUGGAACUCUAUGCAUCUAAUCUAUAGAAUCAAAGUAGUCGUCUCAUAAUGUUUACAUUCUUAUAUCAGCACAAGAGUUUGACAUUUUGUCUUUCAUGUCACGAGCCAAACGUUACUACAGAUGAAUGACUGUGUAUUUACUUUGAGGAAUAUCAGUGCUGGUGGGACUUGAACUCUGUUGUUUGUUCAUGAAGGAGUAUUAGGGCCACACUGGACAAAAAAAUGAAAAUUACAGGGGAAAGUCAUGUUAUAAGAAAAAAGUAGGAACAUUUUGUGAGUCAUUGGAAAAUAGAGGGAAAAGGUAGCCAUCAAAGUCAUCAAACUGUAGUGCAACAAGCAAAAAGACUUAAGAGAUAAAGGUGUAAUGUUAGAGUAACACAUUUUUUGAGAAAAUGGUAACAUUACAAGAGUUAAGUCCUAUUACCAGAUAAAAAAAAGUUUACAUUUUCACGAUAGUAUGGCAAAAAAAACAAGAGAAAAAAAUCUUAUGCGAUUAAAGUCAUAAUGUAGUUAGAAUUUCUGAGGGAAAAAAAGUAAUGAGAAUACAACAUGUAGCGUUGCGUCCCAAAAAUGUAUAAGAAAAGUCAUAUUUCCAACAGAAUGAAGUUGGAAUAUUACAGGAAAAAAGUAGUAAUACUACUCAAAACCUGUUUUUGAAGAGUAAUGAUGUCAUAAGACAAAUUGACUCAUAUCAGUUUUAUUUCUUAAAGAUACUUCAUUUUGUGAAGAUUACACAUUUCCUCUUCUAACAUGACAACUUGUAAACUGGUAAAAUGAAUAUUUUUUUCUUGUAAUAUUUCAGGUUAUUUACUAUCAUCAGUGUGGUCCUCGUACUGCUUCUCACUGAUGCAGUGGUAACAUACACAGGUUGUGUGGCUGUGAAGGAAUCAGUCCAAUUCAGUGCCAGUCUGGUGUGGAGGACAUGUGGACGUUGUCACAUAGCUGCUAAUGCCACGAAAUAUCUCUAUUUACUGCUGUUGACGAUGACGCCGCCAUGUUUCAGGGUGGGCACGCAGACGUCUCUGGGACGGAAGCACAAAGAAAAAGCACACAUCCAUACAAGAGGACAGACGUGCAUGUUCUGCACGGUGGCUCACGUGCACUGUCCUGUACUUCCACAAGUGGUGCAUGAUAGGAACGUUGUAAGAAAAAAAAAAAAAAAGAAGCAUCGUGCCAGCACGCGCAUAUAUUUAUUAUUUGAUGUUGUCUCCUUUAUUUUGAGAUUUAUUUUUCAAAUGUUUGUGAAUAUAUAAAUAUGUAUUACUGAUGAUGAUGAUGAUGAUAAUGUCUAGUGGUACAAAGUAGUCGCAUGGGACUUUUUUUAUACAGGAGAUGUUUCUAAUGUUUGUUUUUUUUUAAUAUUAUGGUUUUGGGCGUUGAGGUUUACUGGGACUGCAGUCUCGUGUUUCUGCUUCCAAUAAAAUAUGGGAAAAUUGUGGGGGUUUUCCUUGUUGUACUUUCCACUUCAUUUGCAGGACGGCGUUUAUACUCUGCGUAGGAAGGAGAUCUUGAGGGAAUCCGGGAUGACCAACAUGUCUGCACGUACGACAGGAGGAGUGGCAUCGGGGAACGUGACGGGAAACUCCCACUUUAUAUCCAGGAGAAGCUGCCGGUAUUGCGUGUGUUCACCGCCUUUGAGGAGCCCCUGUUUGGAGGAGGUAUGAGACAUGAGACUUCUACUAUGAGACAUUGGCUAUGAUACAGUACAUGACCAUUCCAACCGUACCUGGACCGUGCGGAUGAAAUUGAGAGAGACUUUUUCAUCGAAGUCACCGUGAGGCGUGUAGUUGCUGAGGAUCCUCACAAUCUAUGGGACACAUGGUAGCACCUACUUAACAUCAUGUCCACCGACACAGAUGGAAACUUGGUCUUAGUACAGGGAGCCACCUGCUGGCUGCUGAGGGCAGUGCAUGUCUGCAGAAGGGCGGCUGC
Messenger RNA from Doryrhamphus excisus (bluestripe pipefish), 10426 nucleotides. The record is from RefSeq and is a predicted model, not a curated record. NCBI's taxonomy places the organism in Eukaryota, Metazoa, Chordata, Actinopteri, Syngnathiformes, Syngnathidae.